UAUAUAUCUCCGUAGGAGCCGUAGAGGCCACUCACUCAUCCAACCGUUACUAAGACCUUUCGAUCAAGAGAAAGCUGAAUCAUAGCUUAUUUCUUCUAGCUAGCGAGCAACAAGAGGAGGAACUGAGCUGCUGCUGAGAAGUUGAAGACAAGAUGACAAUUAUAGAGAUGUGCGUGCAUAUGGACUGCUCUGGCUGCGAAAGCAAGAUAAGGAAGGCCCUACUGAAGCUGGAAGGGGUACAUGAUGUGGAGAUAGAUAUGGAGAGGCAGAAGGUGACGGUGACAGGGUGGGUGGACCAGAAGAAGGCGUUGAAGGCCGUGAGGAAGACCGGCCGUAGGGCGGUCCUGUGGCCGUAUCCUAUGAAUGCGGAGGACGCCACCUACAGCCAGGCGUACUACCACCUGCAGCACCCGGCUCCGGCACAUCACCUGAUCUUUAGCGCUGCUCCAAAGUCCAAGUAUAACUAUCGGAAGCAUGGGUAUGACGAUUCGAGCAUGCAUGGUUACUACCAGAGGCCACCCCACAGCCAUAUCAUCGAUGAGAAGGCACGCAUGAUGUUUAGUGAUGACAACCCAAAUGCUUGCUCGGUUAUGUAGUUACUGCUCUAGUUCGUGUGUGACAAUCCAGCUUCUUUGGAAGUUUUGGGGUCUGUCAUCAAGCUUGCACUCGUGUGGAUAAAGGAAAAGCAUAUUUGGUUUGGUUCCCAAUAAGGGAUUCAAUUCCCUUGUUUGCUGUCGAUGAUGUAAAGGCAUAUAUGAUUAGUAGUCUUCUUCUUUCUCACGUAAGAAAAGCUUCUUUGUUUGGUACA
This is a messenger RNA of Musa acuminata AAA Group (dessert banana), 808 nucleotides long. Its product is annotated as heavy metal-associated isoprenylated plant protein 28-like. Gene Ontology annotation, molecular function: metal ion binding. The transcript is spliced from 3 exons. Bases 153 to 596 code for a protein of 147 amino acids. The record is from RefSeq and is a predicted model, not a curated record. Lineage: Eukaryota; Viridiplantae; Streptophyta; Magnoliopsida; Zingiberales; Musaceae.